This is a messenger RNA of Triplophysa rosa, 1632 nucleotides long. RefSeq names its product phenazine biosynthesis-like domain-containing protein. Bases 771 to 1622 code for a protein of 283 amino acids. NCBI's taxonomy places the organism in Eukaryota, Metazoa, Chordata, Actinopteri, Cypriniformes, Nemacheilidae. The record is from RefSeq and is a predicted model, not a curated record. The transcript is spliced from 9 exons. Gene Ontology annotation, cellular component: cytoplasm. Gene Ontology annotation, molecular function: isomerase activity. Gene Ontology annotation, biological process: biosynthetic process.
UUUGCACCAUGAAAUUGAAGUGUUGAUACUGUAACAUAAACGUUAUUCACUUUAAACGAUGCUACCUGCAUGCCAACUGCCAAGAGGUUUGACUGUGCAGACUAAACCAACGAGCCAUUUAAAAGCAUACGAGGCAGCAUGUUCUCACACAGUAGUUUCUGACAUACACGGAUCGGUUUGGGCAGCGCCGCUUUAAGUCAAAACCCCAUUUCAUGGGUCCAGAUCUUGCACCAGCGUUUGGUCGCGGGGUCUAAAUGAAAGUGGGUGACAAAUGCUUUGCCUAAACGACGGCGCAUACUAGCGUAGAACGAGUCUGAAAAUCUUAUUAUGGUUUCGGGAAUGCGGGUGUUUCCGUGAGCCGAGCUCCUGAUCGAGCGCAGACGCUGAUUAGCAUCAUUAGCCAGCGCUGUUGCUUCUGUAGUCGGAUUGAUAAAUGUUAAGCUCCUGUACGUGAUCAAAACGGCGAAAAUGUCCAAAAGAUGAUGUGGGUGCAGCACAUAACUGAUACAGUUUCUUUCAAUAGAAUCGCGCAACUGAUUAAUAGAUGCCUAACUCGUCAUUUGGAUGUUGCAUGCAAAACUGACUGUUCAAAAAUCUGAGGCGGCACGUGCCCCCUCUGUUUGAAUGGGCAUGACGUCUCAGUGUCUGUACCUUUAAGAUGACGUAGUACACAUUGGGGGUCAAAGUCAAAUGCUUUUAAUUACUGCUCUAUAAACACAUAAGAGAGACAAAACCUUACUGCUAAAUUGCUAAACCUCACGUUUUAAUUUAUGGAGAUUCCAAUAUUUACUGUGGAUGCUUUUACCAGUGUACCUUUCAAAGGUAACCCUGCCGCAGUAUGUCUCAUAGAGAAUGAACUUCAAGAUGAACUUUAUCAGAGCAUUGCUGCUGAAAUGAAUUUAUCAGAGACUGCUUUUAUCACAAGACGGAAUUCUAUGGAUUUUUCCUCAGGUGCAAGGUUUGGAUUACGCUGGUUUUCCCCCCAAACCGAGGUUCCACUCUGUGGACAUGCAACAUUAGCCUCAGCAGCAGUGCUAUUUCACAUUAAAAACAAUGUCAACCCUGUUGUGGUGUUUGAGACAAUGAGUGGGGAGCUGUAUGUGCGUCAACAUGGGGAAUCACUUAUCAUGGACUUCCCCUUAAACAAACCAAAACCUCAAGACCAACAUGAAGUCAUAGAUCUUUUGAGGGCUGCUGUAGGAGAUUUACCAAUUCAGGAUGUGUGCUAUUCUGAAACCACAAAGAAACUGAUGGUUCGUCUAGCCGACACAUGUGACAGGGGUAAACUGGUGUCUUUGAAGCCAGAAGCAGAAGCGCUGCUGAGACAUGAGACCACUGGGAGAAUCAAAAGUCUCAUCAUUACACUGAAAGGUGCACAGACUGGACAUGACUUCUACUCCCGUGUCUUUGCCCCUUGGGUUGGGGUCCCUGAAGAUCCAGUCACUGGGUCUGCUCAUACAGUUCUUGCUGGUUACUGGUCUGAGAAGCUUGGGAAAAAGAAAAUGUUGGCUUACCAAUGUUCCAGUCGAGGGGGAGAGCUGAAACUGGAGAUAAGAGAUAUGGGCCGACUGGACAUUAGUGGUCAUGCACAGAUCAUUCUUCAGGGAACUCUUAAAAUCUAAACAAACUUCC